UCUCGUCUGCUCCCAUCUUCUGCAAAGAACGAAUCCGUUGUAAUCCGAGAAUGGCAAGGCUUUGCCGGCAAUUCCUUGCGCUUGCCGCUCUUCUUUCGACGUGUUGGGUGAUGGCCAACGGCGUCGUCAACGGAGAUCUGGUGAUUUUGAAGAGCGAGCGCACGAUCGACGCGACAAGUCAUUUAGUGAAAAUCAAGACCAUUUUCACAGUCGAGAAUACGGGGACUAAAGCCGCCGACCACGUUCACUUCGUUCUCGACUCCAAACAUGCUGAUUCUCUUGCCUACAUUGGAGCUGUGAUGGAGAGCCAGGAUGGCGAGUCUGAUGAUGACAUUGCGCUCCGUGUUGUUCCUGAGGAAGCAGGAAAGAGUUUGAAGGAUGGAUCACUGUAUAGUAUACAGUUGACAUCACCACUAGCUACGGCUGCGUCGGUGGAAUUAACAGUCGAGACCGUGUUUGCAGAUCUCUUGGAGGCACAUCCAUCGCAAAUCACUCAAUCAGAGAAACAACUCGUUCGUUAUCGUGGCAGCCACUACAUCUACUCACCAUACAAGAUAAAAUCACAGUCAACGACAGUGAAGCUCGCAUCAUCCUCGGUGAUACAAUACAGUAAGCAGCUGCAGCCGGUGAAGCAGAGCGACAGUACGAUUGAUUACGGUCCGUAUGAUGACAUUGACGCGUUUACGAAGGACGACAAGUUGGUUGUUCAUUACGAGCAUAAUGGACCGUUUUUGACUGUCAUAAGGAUGGAAAGGGUGAUCGAGGUGUCGCACUGGGGUAACAUAGCUGUUGAAGAAACAUAUCACAUGAGACAUACUGGAGCCAUUCUGAAAGGGCCAUUUUCACGGUACGACUACCAGAGGAACCCAACAGCCAGUGGCACUUCCUCCAUCCGCAACUUCAAAACCUUACUCCCAGCCUCAGCCACCGACGUCUAUUACCGAGACGAAAUCGGCAACAUCUCAACAAGCCACAUGCUACCAAAGGACGAUGCCGUCGAGCUUGAAAUCACACCACGAUUCCCGUUGUUCGGUGGCUGGCAGACCGAAUACUACAUGGGAUACAACGUUCCCAGCUAUGAGUAUCUCUACUAUUCUGGUAGUCACUAUAAACUCAAGAUGCGUGUUGUUGAUCAUAUCUACGACGAUCAGCGUGUUCAAGACUUUUUGUUGCAAAUUAUAUUGCCCGAACGAGCGUCGAAUAUCAAGUUCUCUGCGCCGUUUUCGCUCAGCGACGAACAGCACUCAUUGCAUUUUACGUACUUGGACAUCGUGGGGAGGCCGGUUGUUACUGUUAGAGGCAAGAACUUGGUUGAACAGCAUAUACAAGAGUUUGAGUUGGAUUACGACUUCCACGGGAUCUUCUUACUUCAGGAGCCGCUCUUGGUUGUGCUUGCAUUCUACCUGCUGUUUACAUUUGUCAUUGCGGUCGCUCGUAUGGAUUUCUCCAUCACAAUGAAUGCUGCCACUGAGGCUUGUCUGAAGGCUGCUAGUCGUGUGGAACAUGUGCAGUCACUUGUUGAUCAAGUGUUGGCGACUUAUGGGGAUUAUAGUGAAGCACUUGAUAAUUUGAAGACGAGUAGGGACACCAAGAAGUUUCAGAACACGAAGAAGCAGUUGGAUAGUCGAUUGAAGACGGUUGCUGGUGAGCUGCCCGAUGUAGAGAAAGAGCUACGACUGCUAGAUGCGGAUGCUGCUGAUAAGGUCCACAAGCUAGGAGACAAGUUCAGGGAUUACGUAGGUACUUUGAAGGAUGUCACUCAGUUAACUGAACAGUUGGUGAACGACAAGAUAAAGAAAGAAGUUUUCUUCGAGCGUGAAAAAUCUGUGAAACAGAAGCAAGAAUCGAUUGUCAAUGAAAUCCAAGCUCUUCAGAGGGGACUAUGAGUAAAUGGUACUAGGUGCCAUGUAGCUGUUUGGCUUGAUUGGAUUUGGAUAGUGAAAUUCAGUCAGAAUUUGAUGCUGAUUGACUGAAUGUCACGACUGUCUCACAGAUAAGAAAGUAGUGUUUUAGCUGUGUUGUAAGCG
Messenger RNA from Corticium candelabrum, 2027 nucleotides. Its product is annotated as dolichyl-diphosphooligosaccharide--protein glycosyltransferase subunit 1-like. NCBI's taxonomy places the organism in Eukaryota, Metazoa, Porifera, Homoscleromorpha, Homosclerophorida, Plakinidae. The record is from RefSeq and is a predicted model, not a curated record. The transcript has 7 exons. Gene Ontology annotation, cellular component: oligosaccharyltransferase complex; membrane. The coding region runs from base 51 to 1886 and encodes 611 amino acids.